Messenger RNA from Chenopodium quinoa (quinoa), 1389 nucleotides. RefSeq lists its product as uncharacterized. Bases 1 to 1389 code for a protein of 462 amino acids. The record is from RefSeq and is a predicted model, not a curated record. The transcript is spliced from 3 exons. Lineage: Eukaryota; Viridiplantae; Streptophyta; Magnoliopsida; Caryophyllales; Amaranthaceae.
AUGAAACGAACAGAACGUAGCUGGAUGUAUGAAAGGAAGGUCGGGCCAUAUGUUAAUCCAGAGUUCGAGAAAGGGGUUGAUGAAUUCAUGCAAUACGUCAAAGAUAAUCCCGAAAGUAGUAACCCGAAUGAAGUUAGGUGUCCAUGUGCUAAAUGUAAGAACAAACGGCUUUGGGACCCAGAUACGGUUAAACUUCAUUUGUUUCGCGCGGGUUUUGUACCUAAUUACUAUGAGUGGAUGUGUCACGGGGAAAGGUUUCCGACAGUUCCUGCAAGAGGGUCCAACGAAUAUCGUGAAAUGGUUUUCGAUACGUUUAGUCAAAGUCAGGAUCAUGUGCAUUCCGAAGAGGCUAUUGUUUCAUUAGAAGAGGAGCCUAAUGCCCAAGCUAAGCAUUUUCUCGAUUUGUUGAAGGCUUCUGAAAGGCCAUUAUACGAAGGUAGUUCGUUGUCUGUGUUGGAGAUUGCCGGUAGAAUCACAAGUCUAAAGUGCGAGUAUAAUCUUCCGCACAGAUGUGUCGAUGGGUUUGUUUCACUUCUCAGUGAAGCAAUUCCUAAAAACAAUCAAAUGGUAGACACAUUCUAUGAGGUGAAAAAUAUUGUGCUGCAAAGGCUGUUUACAACCAAGACUAUUUCGGAGGAAAUGACAUGGCAUUCGAAAAAUCCUCGAGUGGAAGGCACUAUGGCACACCCUAGUGAUAGUGAAGCUUGGAAACACCUGGACAACUGCUUUCCAGAGUUUGCCUCCGAGCCUCGUAAUGUUCAGCUUAGUUUGUGUACAGAUGGUUUCGCUCCUUAUGGCAAUCCUAAAAAUCCUAAGGGCAACUUGGAUGUGUACAUGCAACCGUUGAUUGAGGAGUUGAAACAUUUGUGGGAAGUUGGUGCACAUACGUACGAUAUUUCCAUGAAACAGAAUUUCAAUCUUCGAGCAGCCAUCCUAUGGACCGUUAGUGACUUCCCGGCUUACGGUAUGUUGUCCGGUUGGGCCACAUCUGGUAAGAAAGCUUGUCCAUAUUGCAUGGACAAAAGCAAAGCAUUUUGGCUAGAAAAUGGUUGUAAGGUGUCUUGGUUUGAAUGCCACCUCCAGUUCCUUUCGACGAAUCACCCUUUUCGGAAUAGUAGAACUGCGUUUUGCAGAAACAAAGUCGAAAAGGGUGCCCCUCCACACAUUAUGUCAGGAGAGGAGCUGUGGGAAUGUGUGAAAGACCUUCAAAAGGCUACAGAUGGGCCCGAGUCACUUCAACGCCUCAAAAAAGAAAAGAAGGGGUGGUUCAAGCAAAGCAUACCGUGGGAGCUUCCAUAUUGGAAGCAUCUGCUUGUUCGUCACAACCUAGAUGUCAUGCACAUUGAAAAGAACUUCUUUGAUCAGUUAUUUCACACUGUAAUUGAUUAG